Molecule: messenger RNA, 474 nt
Organism: Pyrus x bretschneideri (Chinese white pear)
Lineage: Eukaryota; Viridiplantae; Streptophyta; Magnoliopsida; Rosales; Rosaceae
Exons: 2
Coding region: 1-474 (157 amino acids)
Source: RefSeq, a predicted model, not a curated record
AUGCCACCACCUGCACCGCUCCAGCAGAUCCAGGGUCCGACUAGCUACGGCCAGACGGGUCGAGGUGGUGCUUACCACUAUCAGGGUGAUGCUGUCCCUUAUGCUCCGGGGCAGUAUCAGUACCCCCAGGAUCCCUAUUCCCAGGGUGGCUAUCCUCAGUUUUCUGGCGGCUAUAUGCCGUAUCCUCCAGCUCCAGUAGGUGGCUCUCAGUGGUAUCAGGGAGGACAGUAUCAGCAGGGUGAGAUUGCUACCAGCAGUGUAGGGUCUUCGAGACAGUCGGGUCAGCCCAGUCAGGGGUGCGGUGCUCAGGGAUGCAGUGUUUGGGCGAGCGGAGGCCGCAGUGGACGUCAGCAGGGCCAGGGGCGUCUUCACAAUAUUUCUCUGCAGGAUGCCCAGAACAACCCAGACUUGAUUAUGGAGUGGGGUGAGACACGGCGUUAUCUCGGCGUUGCGAGCGAAAAAGUUGUUGUCUAA